This is a messenger RNA of Conger conger (European conger), 3847 nucleotides long. It is a transcript of the gene slc41a2b, whose product is annotated as solute carrier family 41 member 2b. Gene Ontology annotation, molecular function: monoatomic cation transmembrane transporter activity. The coding region runs from base 361 to 2058 and encodes 565 amino acids. Gene Ontology annotation, cellular component: plasma membrane. Gene Ontology annotation, biological process: monoatomic cation transport. The transcript has 11 exons. NCBI's taxonomy places the organism in Eukaryota, Metazoa, Chordata, Actinopteri, Anguilliformes, Congridae. The record is from RefSeq and is a predicted model, not a curated record.
CUGUUCUGUGCGCACGCGCAAAAGACGAGGGACUGGCAUUGUGUAUUCGUGUGGCAGUCCUCUAGUCUGUCGCGACAUACUGUCAAGAACGGAGAAGUCCGGCAUCACACAAGAAAGCAUCCAAUUGGGGAAAUCGCAAUCGAUAAGUAAAUCUCAAAGUAUUUUCCACAGUCGAAACGAAGAUUGAUUGGUGCUCAAGCUUCAUCUAGGUUCCUGCUGUUCAGGCAGGCUGGUACAGGAACACGUGAGCAGCGACACGGGCCUGAGAUUGUGUCCCCGGACCUCGCCAUGCCCGCCUCCCCCUCUCCCUGGGCUCCGGCGCGCAUCGGGAGAUGAGAGCGCGUCGCCACCCCGCGCAACAUGAGCGUCCACUCCAUAGGGGGCGCCAUCGUGAACUCUCUGGGCACUAGCCUGGUGGCGCACAUGAGCAGCAGGGGCCUGUCGCUGAAGCCCAUGCAGUCGGGCCGCGUCACGUCCCUCCUGCAGACCAUGGUGCCCUCGGGGUACACCAAGCUUCAGGACGAGCGGCCGGCCGCGGCUGACCUGGGCGGGAAGCCCGACGGGCACCAGAACGGGUUCCGCUCGGAAGCGGCCCACCUGGAGAGCCGGCGGCACCCGGACCGCGGCCCUGCGACCCGGGGCGUCGUCAGCCUGUCCGACGGCGGCGACUGUCGCUACGCGGAGACAGAAGCCCUCCUGGCAGAGGAGCGGCUCUCUGGGGAGGACGAGGAGGACGAGGAGGGGGCGGGGGAGGGCGACGAGGAGCAGGGCUCGGCUGACCGCCGUAUGCCCAAGGAGUCGCCCCUGGCGAUGGCGCUGCAGAUCCUGCUGCCCUUCCUAUUGGCCGGCUUUGGCACUGUGUCGGCCGGCAUGGUGCUGGACGUGGUGCAGCACUGGGAGGCCUUUAAGAACAUCACAGAGAUCUUCAUCCUGGUGCCGGCUCUUCUGGGUCUGAAGGGGAACUUGGAGAUGACCCUGGCUUCCCGACUGUCAACUGCGGUCAAUGUGGGCAAGAUGGACUCUCCCAUUGAGAAGUGGAACUUGAUCAUUGGGAACCUGGCCCUCAAGCAGGUGCAGGCCACAGUGGUGGGGUUCCUGGCCGCGGUGGCGGCCGUGGUGCUGGGCUGGAUCCCCGAGGGAAAGUUCCAGAUGAGCCAUGCAGUGCUGCUCUGCUCCAGCAGUGUGGCCACCGCCUUCAUCGCAUCCCUGCUGCAGGGCACCAUCAUGGUGGGCGUGAUUGUGGGCUCCAAGAAGACGGGCAUCAACCCCGACAACGUGGCCACGCCCAUCGCCGCCAGCUUCGGGGACCUGAUCACUCUGGCCAUCCUGGCCUGGAUCAGCCAGGGCCUGUACGUCUGCCUGGACACGCACCCCUACGUCUCGUCGCUGGUGUGCGGGCUCUUCCUGUCCCUGACGCCCGUGUGCAUCGUGAUCUCGUCCAAGCACCCGGCGAGCCGCACGCUGCUCUACUCCGGCUGGGAGCCCGUCAUCACCGCCAUGGUCAUCAGCAGCAUCGGAGGACUCAUCCUGGAUAAGACGGUGUCGGACCCAAACCUGGCGGGAAUCGUGGUGUACACCCCCGUCAUUAACGGGAUCGGUGGGAACCUGGUGGCCAUCCAGGCCAGCCGGAUCUCCACAUACCUGCACUUCCACAGCGCACCUGGAGAGAUCCCCGAGGAGGCCAGAGGAUGCUACUACCCCUGCCGCACCUUCUGGGGCUCAGGAGCCAAUCACCGUUCGGCCCAGGUGCUGCUCCUAUUGGUGGUCCCUGGUCACCUGAUCUUCCUCUACACCAUCCAUCUGAUGAAGAGCGGCCACACCACGCUCACGCCCAUCUUCAUGGCCGUCUACCUUGCGGCCGCUCUGCUGCAGGUCUUCACCCUGCUGUGCAUAGCGGACUGGAUGGUGCACUCGAUGUGGCGCAGCGGGAAGGAUCCGGACAGCUUCUCCAUCCCGUACCUGACGGCGCUGGGGGACCUGCUGGGCACCGCCCUCCUGGCGCUCAGCUUCCACUUCCUGUGGGUGAUCGGGGACCAGGACAGCGACGUGGGGGACUGAGAUGGGUCGGCCCGUCCCCUCCCUGCCCCGCCCGCCGUGCCUCUCGCCGACCUCCCGCCUGCUUCCUGCCCCCCCCCAACCCGGCUGCAGUUUCCCUGGAGGAAAAGUCCCAGCCAAUCAGACGCUUCCCUGGAUGGUCACGUGACUUGGCUGUUUCUCCACGGUACCACGCAGGACGGACAGGGAGGGGCUCAAACUCAUGGCGGGUUCGGUCUGCGCGGGGCCCUCCUCUUUCAAAUGAACUUUCCUUGUUGUUGCCGGGCGCCUCGUCCAAUCGGGCGUGGAGAUGACUCUGUUUCUCGCCGCUUUCGUCCUAUCAGGAAGCGAGCGCAAAAGCGGUUUCGUUUUUUUUUUUAACAACAGCCUGAGUGUGUCUGUCGACAAAUACGUGUUGCUUUAACACAGGGGGUCACUGGCCCUGCUCUACCGAGAUCUACCGUCCUGAAGGUUUUCACUCCAACCCUGACAAAGCCACACCUCGUUCAACAGCUAGAGCAGGGCUGCCCAACCCUAAUUUGGCACACCUGAUACUACUACUAAUACCUACUAAGUAACUCAAUGAGAUCUGAAGCUGUUGAAUGAGGUGUGCUUUGUUAGGGUUGGAGUGAAAACCUACAGGACGGUAGAUCUCCAGGAACAGUGUUGGGCAGUCCUGCUCUAGCUGUUGAAUGAGGUGUGGCUUUGUUAAGUCUAGAGUGAAAACCUACAGGACGGUAGAUCUCCAGGAACAGUUUUGGGCAGCCCUGCUCUAGCUGUUGAAUGAGGUGUGGCUUUGUUAAGUCUAGAGUGAAAACCUACAGGACGGUAGAUCUCCAGGAACAGUGUUGGGCAGCCCUGCUGUAGCUGUUGAAUGAGGUGUGGCUUUGUUAAGUCUAGAGUGAAAACCAACAGGAUGGUAGAUCUCCAGGAACAGUGUUGGGCAGCCCUGCUCUAGCUGUUGAAUGAGGUGUGGCUUUGUUAAGUCUAGAGUGAAAACCUACUGGACGGUAGAUCUCCAGGAACAGUGUUGGGCAGCCCUGCUGUAGCUGUUGAAUGAGGUGUGGCUUUGUUAAGUCUAGAGUGAAAACCUACAGGACGGUAGAUCUCCAGGAACAGUGUUGGGCAGCCCUGCUGUAGCUGUUGAAUGAGGUGUGGCUUUGUUAAGUCUAGAGUGAAAACCUACAGGACGGUAGAUCUCCAGGAACAGUGUUGGGCAGCCCUGCUGUAGCUGUUGAAUGAGGUGUGGCUUUGUUAAGUCUAGAGUGAAAACCUACAGGACGGUAGAUCUCCAGGAACAGUGUUGGGCAGCCCUGCUGUAGCUGUUGAAUGAGGUGUGGCUUUGUUAAGUCUAGAGUGAAAACCUACAGGACGGUAGAUCUCCAGGAACAGGGCUGGUGACCACUGCUUUCACGGUUCACUGUCAGAGCCACGCCCACAUCCCUUCAGCACUGUGCUAUUUGGUCACCCACACACGCACUCUCAUUGGUUCACCAGGCUCCCGAAAUUCCACCAGGUGUCAGCAGCCAACGGUCAAGCCCUAACCAGUCAAACCAGAUGAAUGUAUUACUCAGACAUUGUUUACAUGUAUGCUAAUCAAUAUUAUUGAAAAAUGUAUGUGCCUCACAAUAUUCAGUGGUCAAGGAGGUAUACUGGAGUUUUUUUUGUUGGUGUUUGUCUAAAACGUACAUUUACCAUUCUAUGAACACAGUUUAGUUAUUUACAUUCCACUGUUUGUGACAAGGGCAGCAGCUGUCUGAUUGCCCUCGUGCUUUUGUAAAGCUGAAUAAAUAUCCACCAUUUUGGUACGGGG